AUGGAUUUUGUUCCUCCAGCCAAGCAGAGAGAGCUGAGGUCUGCACUCGAGAAGAUAGAGUCCGGCAUAGUGGUGGUCCACGGGCCUCCGGGGUCUUCGAAGACUUACAGCAUAGAGAGGACGGCUCAGGGCUUGGGCUUGUCCAUAGAAUAUAUCGAAGAUGUCGGGAUGUACAAAAGUAUGCUUCCCAUCCGGAAUGCCAUAUGUCUUACAGACAUGGAUGACUAUGAAUACUUGUCCAGGCAUAGAAAAAGACUGGAGAAAAUGAAGAACUUGGUGAUUGAGACUAGAACAUUGUUCUCCAUUGGGAAAAUACUUCCAAAUGCCACCAUUGUGAAUUUCGGAAAGAUCUCAAGUAGGAAGAUCCAGAAGUUUUACAAUCUAAAUGAAAAGGAGGCUUUGAAGGUGGGAGAAAACCUCCAUGCUGUUGGGUUCUGUAAGUAUGGUAUAAGAAGCGAGACUGUUUCAAUAUUCCAUCUACUUGGAAAGCUGUUCCACUCGAAAGAAACAGAUGUCCCAAAGGCUGCCGAAAUGAUCAAUGUGUAUGGGCGAGACCGAUUUAUUGGGUAUUUGAUCGAGAACUGCACAUCUUUCAUGUCUAUUAAAGACAUUCACAAGCUUAUCGAUGGAAUUAGCCUUGAGGACAUAGGAGAAAUGCAUCUGGAGCAUUUGAUUUGGGUGGUUUUGAGCUCGGUGAAGGUAGGCCCAAGGAGGUUUUUCAGCUUCCGGUCGUGGAAGGGGGCCGUCUUAAGUGAGCACACAUGUAGCAACCUUUGCAUGAACAGAUAG
Molecule: messenger RNA, 789 nt
Organism: Encephalitozoon intestinalis ATCC 50506
Lineage: Eukaryota; Fungi; Microsporidia; Unikaryonidae
Exons: 1
Coding region: 1-789 (262 amino acids)
Source: RefSeq, a predicted model, not a curated record